Molecule: messenger RNA, 1507 nt
Organism: Dendroctonus ponderosae (mountain pine beetle)
Lineage: Eukaryota; Metazoa; Arthropoda; Insecta; Coleoptera; Curculionidae
Product: protein AAR2 homolog
Exons: 3
Coding region: 327-1463 (378 amino acids)
Biological process (GO): spliceosomal tri-snRNP complex assembly
Source: RefSeq, a predicted model, not a curated record
AAAAAUUUACAAAAGCGCCACGCGUUGUACAGAAUUACUUUCAAUAUUAAUAUGUGAUAAAGCAGAAACCCUGUUUAUGCUAGCAGUUGCGCCUCCUGCAGCUUUGAUGGUUGAACAAGUGGAGUUAUUGUUUUGUUUCCAAAUAACUAAACUCCCAAUUAGUUAGGUUAGAGCUUUCAUAGACUUGGUAUGUGAAUUCUCGAAGUUUAAUUAGUAACUGAGUGUUUUAGAAGAUUUAUGGGCGACAUGCAAAUAGCUCAAAUAAAUAUUAAUUUAUCUGAAUAGGGGAACAUAUUUUUGAAUAUUGUGCGAAGUGAUUAAGUACCAUGGAAAUUGAUCAGGCCACAGCUAGAAAAUUCUUCCGAGAAGGUGCCUUUCUCAUUUUCUUAGGUGUUCCAGAAGGAACCGAAUUUGGUAUUGACCUAAAAUCCUGGAAUACAGGAGAGAAAUUUCGGGGAGUGAAAAUGAUCCCACCAGGCUUGCAUUAUGUAUUCUACAGUUCAGUCAGUAAUACUGGAGAUGUAGCUCCUCGUUGUGGAUUUUUUCACAACUUUAAAAAGGGGGAAUUACUUGUGAAGAAGUGGAGCAAAUUACAUGAAGGUGUCAGUUCGGAAAUUAUUUCAGAAGCUGAGGUAGUGGGUCUCAAGGAAAAUAUACAAGCUCUGGAUCAGUUUCUUGGUCCAUAUCCCUUCAACGUUUGGGAAAAAUGGAAAUCAUUAACAUCGGAUAUAUCAGAGGAAUUGGUUAAGGGGCUGAUCCCUAUGUGUGGGGAAGUUAGAUCAGCACUGGAACUAGAGCCAUGUACAGAUGCCAACAGACCAAGAGGCAGAAAAAUUUCCGAGCUCCCCAGUUCCCCUGACCUCCAGUCGACAAAGAAAUUGAGAUCUUCACUCACAGAAGAUGAUUUUCUGCCUCGUUUAGAGGCGCGUGAAGGUACAGCUUUACGGUUGACUGUGUUUCCAACUCAAUAUUUCCCAAUUGGUUCAACUCCAUCAGAAAUUACAUAUCAUUCUCUGGAUUCAUCCUAUUUGUUGGAGCAAGUCAUUAACAGCUACAAAGAGUCCAGUCAGAUUUUAGGGGAGCUAGAGUUUUGUUACAUAUGCUUCUUAGUUGGUCAUAGCCUUGAGGCUUUUGAGCAAUGGAAGAAAAUAUUUAGCCUGUUCUGCUCCUGUGAAGAUGCUAUCAAGAAACACCGUCAACUGUAUGACCUGUUUUUAUCCGUCAUAGAGGUGCAAGUUCAAGAAACACCUGAAGAAUUUUUAGCCGAUAUUGUGGCAAACAAUAAUUUAGUUUAUGUCAAAUUGAGAGAAUUGUUCAAGUUUGUCAAAAGCUCAGAUGUUGAUGGAAAAUUGAAAUGUAAAGCUGACAGGCUAAAGAAGACGUUAACUAAUGUUUAUCAGUGGGAUUUUAGUCAUUUGGAGUCUGAGGAUGAGGAGGAUGCACCCGUCAUUGUCGAAUUGUAAAGUUGGUUGAUGGUUAAUAUAAAUAAACUACUGCUUGGAGCAAA